This is a messenger RNA of Bicyclus anynana (squinting bush brown), 3525 nucleotides long. RefSeq lists its product as uncharacterized. NCBI's taxonomy places the organism in Eukaryota, Metazoa, Arthropoda, Insecta, Lepidoptera, Nymphalidae. Bases 124 to 450 code for a protein of 108 amino acids. The record is from RefSeq and is a predicted model, not a curated record. The transcript has 3 exons.
AAUUGUCAAUGUCAUUGUCAAAGUAAUUUUAUUUUUGUUAAAGGAAAAUGGUCGAAUGAUAAGUUCAAUUUAAUAUUUUUUUUCUAUAAAUUUCUGUUAUCUAAUUUGAUACUGUGCUUAAAGAUGACUGAAAAAGAGAUCACAAUGGAACAGUUAGAAGAAACUGUGAAGCGCACGGACGAGCAGCUCGACCUGAUGAGCUGGAAGAUGGACGACGUGGAGAAGCAGCUGGUGGAGCCGCUGCAUCCUCAGGACGUGUGCAUCGUCAACCUGCUCAAGUCGGUCUCUGAGGUGCGGUCGGACUACGCGGCGCUGCGCGCGGAGCUGGGCGAGGUGCAGGCGCUGCAGCGCGAGCUGUCCACGCGUCUGCGCACGCAGCUGCGCCUGGUGCACGGCAAGUUCGCGCGCCUGCGCCAGCGCAUCGCCGCCGCCGAGCCGCCGCCGCGCUAACGUCGCCCGCGCCGCCCCGCCCAAAUCUGUUAGUGUCUUCCCAGAAGUUUGUGAACUAAAUGUGUUUUAGGUUAAAUUUACCAGUAGUCUCGCGAUCGAUGAUCAGCUGCAGGUCGCCCGGCACACGUGAGCGUCUCCGGCGUCGCGCGCUCGAUGGAUUGUUGCGCUGGAGAAACGCCUCGCCUUGAGCUUUGUAUUGAAAAGUAGCAAAGCGUACCUUUACUGAAAUGGAGCUCAAACUGCAAACACUAGAAAGCCACUACGAGCAGGCGUCGAAGAGAUCGCCGCGGAAUCAUUCUCAACUAGUUCAUUUCAUUUGUAAAAAGUUGUUAUUCGUAGACCGACGGGAACCGGCGAAUUGUUUUAUGUCAACCUGACUUAUUUUGUAUAGAGUCGAUAGUCUGUUAUUUUGUUAAUAUUUGUAUGUUUAGGUGAUCACCCGCGCGGCGCAUGCGUGUGCCCUCGUGCAUUGUGUAGUAUGUAAUACGACAAUCGUAGUUAAGGUGACCAUGAUCUCGUAGAUAAUAUAAAAAUUUGUCUUAAAUUAAUAAUGUAGGUAUGUCCUUAUACGCAAUAGAGCGUCGUAUGAUGUACAUAUUGGGACUUGGUGCUACGCGUCCAGCGCGCCGGAGCUGAGCGCGCAGAGUGCCGGCGUGGACUCGCGCGAUACCCCGCCGUCGGCGCCGGCGCGCGGGCGCGGUGAUACUGCAACGAACGGUAGGUUAGGGAACGGCACGGUGCGUGCAAUGUGUGACAGUCGACUCGGAGAGUUCCGCUCGCAGCUGCGCUCAGACUGACGCGCCACACGGUUGAUGAGUCGACCCGACGGAGACUCCUUGUGUUGCCAGCCUUUAGUAUUGUUUUUUACAACUCUACUAAAGCCCAUGGGCGCAACUUCUAGUGACGAAAGUUUAAAGCUAGAUAAAUACAUUAGUUGUAGUCGAUGUCUUUCAGUUGCAUUUAUUUGUUGUAUUUUACUCGUUUUAGAUAAAUUUAUACCUCGUAGAUACUAACUGUUAAUGAGAUUACCACUACAAUACAAACAAACAUGAGACGCAUUAUUGUCUGACUCUGAAUAGUAUGUGCCAAAGUAAUCACUAAUCUACUACUAUAUAAUCAUUGUUCACUGAGAAAAAGAUAUUUAAUAUUGAACUAUCGCAUGAUGUAGAAACCAUUGAUUCUAAAAUAUUAAUCUAGUAUUUACUCAACUUCUUAGAUUAUAUCUACUUAAUGUAAAGAAGUGAGCCAUAUACCUACCUAGGUACUUGCUAAGAUUACUUAUCAGGAAAGUUAAUUAAAUUAUUUUCAGGAAAAAUUCAUACAUUAUGGUGGAAAUGGCAAUUUUAUGGUUAUUUGUUAUAUUUUUGGCCAAAAGCGAUCGAGUUUAAUUUACAAUAUUGCGUUGUGCGAGUUGCACGCGUGGCUCGAGCCACUGCCAAUGUUCACGACUGUACUGAAACUGUAGUGUUUACUUUCAUUUAUGUGAUGCGCUUUCAUUCUGCAUACAUAAGUACUUAUGUGCAUUUUAAUUUGCAAAUGUUCUUUGACCAUAAAACGUCGACGCAGUCGGCGGCGGCGGGUCGAGGGCUGUUCGCUUACAUUUGCUCGCGCGCUAUUGAAUGCAUUCGCCUCCCACCGAGGGCUCUCUCGGCCCUUCGCCGGGGUCAGGGGCGCGGGGCCGCAAGCCUGCGGGGUCGAGAACGCGCCUGUACUCUGUAUGUACCUACCGUUUAAACUGCAAAAUAAAUGGGGCACAUGUGUUCAGCUGUGGAGCUAUUGAGGCAUUUUAAAAUUAAAGUCCCUUCACUGAUAAAGAUCUCAUCCAGUGCCUGUACUGUACCUACGUAUCGCCCCGCUGUGCCGCCCGCCGGCGCCGACGCCGCUUCCCGUAGCUCGCUUCGCAUUCGUAGUCUUAAGAGAAAUACAUGUCUGAACUAUGUCUAAGUCUAAAUUACCACGUAUACCUGAUUUAUGUAGACUAGGUUAGGUUAGCCGUUAGUCGUCAGUCGGUGCCCUCGAUCUGUUUUAUACGAGCGAUCCUUCUGCUUUAUGAUUUGUAGGUGCGAGAGAUUUCGUGUGUGAAGUUCAAACGAGUGUGCGAGUAUGUAUAGAUAUAUUACUAGUACUUAUAUUGUGAAGAUCUGGCUUCACGUAGUGAGUAACGUUUGUGAGUCGUCUGGACUCGCCUCGUGACUUAUGUACGUGAGAUAAUCGAAUACCCAUUCAACUAUUACAAUUGCCCGCGUAGGACAUCUUAAUUUGACUGUACCAUACCUCCUGUAGAUCACACACACACGCACAUUUUACCAUUACUCUAUAUACCAUAGACUGACACGAGCAAGGAUUUGAUUAGGUUUUACGAUCGCACAUCGCAGUCCAGACUCGAUCUACACGUCGGCAGUUGCGGAGUAAUGUUACGACACGUCCAUUUCUGUAGCACAGACACAUUUACCUGCCGGCAGAUUGUCAUUUAUAUAUAUACAUAUUUACAUUUAUUAAAUUUGUGUUGAUAUCUUUUGUUUGUCUUUCAUAUCAAAAUUAUUUUUUUAUAAUAAGUACCUAUUUCGAAUAUCCUCUGAAUGUGUAGGCUACGUUACGGUAUACGUACCCUACGACCUGCAGCGGGCGCGCAGCGACACGAACGAAUGCGAACUGUCGCAGGAGUAGGUGCCAACGCCAAGAGUUCCGUCAGUGUCGCACGCCUCGUGUCGUAGUGGAGCAUUUGUUGUUUCGUCUCGUUGGCUCGGUGACGUAUUCGUAUUGUAGCAGUGUUAUUCAUUUGAAAUAUUUAUUUUGCAUUAAACAUAUCGUAAGUAUUUAGUGGCGUUGUUUGCGAUUGUGCCAACUGUAUCGUGUCGUCGUCCGUCGCAGUCCAACACUGACGAUAUGUAUGCACUCUUCCUAUUUAUAAGUAGUCACUUUGUACCGUUCGGUCAAUUCGUAAAUGUUUGUAUCGCGUUCAUCCCCGAUGCGCGCACGGCCGCACGGCAGACGUAUAUUUAUAAUCUAUAUUAUGUCCCCAUUGUUUGGACCUGUUUAACUAUUUUUUUUUAAUAAAUUAUAUAUUUUACGGUU